Molecule: messenger RNA, 1576 nt
Organism: Erigeron canadensis
Lineage: Eukaryota; Viridiplantae; Streptophyta; Magnoliopsida; Asterales; Asteraceae
Product: putative glutamine amidotransferase GAT1_2.1
Exons: 4
Coding region: 110-1372 (420 amino acids)
Cellular component (GO): cytosol
Molecular function (GO): hydrolase activity, acting on carbon-nitrogen (but not peptide) bonds, in linear amides
Source: RefSeq, a predicted model, not a curated record
UAUAGGAAAACGAAAACAAACUCCACAAUUGUAGCAAACUAUACGCGGCGUCCCGUCCAAGUUUUCAAAAUUAAUUAAAUCUCACACAACCUACGUACGUACGUACCCAAUGUCAACCUCCGAUCUCGCUGUCAUCUUACCUCGUGUUAUUAUCGUAUCUCGUCGUAGCCUUCGCAAGAACAAGUUUGUUGAUUUUGUUGGUGAAUAUCAUCUUGAUCUAAUAGUGGGAUAUGGAGCUGUCCCAGUGAUUGUACCUAGGGUAAGCGGUGUCCAUACAUUGUUACAUAGUUUCGAGCCGAUCCAUGGAGUCCUUUUGUGUGAAGGAGAAGACAUUGAUCCAUCAUUGUACGAAGACGAAGAAAGCAACUUAUCUAAAGAAGAACUAGAGGAGAUAAGGCGGUUACACGCUAGUGAUACCGCGAUUGACAAAGAAAAGGACACGAUAGAGCUUUCGUUAGCUAAACUUUGUUUAGAAAGAAACAUACCUUAUUUAGGUAUAUGUAGAGGAUCACAAAUCUUGAAUGUUGCAUGUGGAGGUACUCUUUAUCAAGAUAUUGGUAAGGAACUAACUAAAAGUUGUGUGCAAGAGAAAAAAGUAGUACAUAUGGAUUAUGAUAACUAUGAUGGGCAUAGGCAUGUGGUUGAAAUUGUGAAAGAAACCCCAUUGCAUCAUUGGUUUAAGGAUUCUUUGGAAGAUGAUAUGGAGAUUCGGGUUAAUAGUUAUCACCAUCAAGGUGUCAAAAGGCUAGCACAACGCUUUGAGCCCAUGGCGUUUGCACCGGAUGGUUUGAUUGAAGGUUUUUAUGACCCGGAUGCUUAUAAUCCAGAAGAGGGUAAGUUUAUUAUGGGUUUGCAAUUUCAUCCUGAACGAAUGAGGAAAGCGAAUUCUGAUGAAUUCGAUUAUCCUGGAUGCACUGCUGCUUAUAAGGAAUUUGUAAAGGCGGUAGUGGCAUAUCAAAAGAAGCUUAAUAGUACAACUAAGGUACCGCAAUCCUUAGAACUUGAUAAAGAGUUGGAGAAAAAGAGAAAUGUUAUCGUUCGUAGCUUUUCUCUUGCGCGAAACCUAUAUGAAGGAGGCGAUAAUACUAGUCAACUGAAAGAGUCUGAUCUUAGACCAGGAGCGGAUUUUCUUGAGUCAAAUAUAGCAUUGAGUUUGCAACAAGAGAAUAGGUUGAAGCAAAUGGGAGCAACAGUUAGGAAUGCAUCUUCAUACAUGGGGAGAUUGAAGAAAAAUGAAGAAAGAGAGAAAGUGGCAAGAUUUUUGAUGGGCAAAAUGACAAUUGAACAAUUAUCUGAUCUAAAUUUGUUCUAUCACAUGAUGGGCCAGAUAUGUUCUGAAAUGUUGGAGAACAAGAUUCAAAAUGCUAAUUAGAUCUUCUUUGACUUAUCUGCUAAUUAAAAGGCUAUAUAUGUUUGAUUAUGAUGUUUUCUAUUUCUUUUUAUUGAAUCACAAGAAAUAAUGAAAUUAAGGAGAACAAAUAUGAUCCAUAUGUGAUUAGUGUUUAAAGAUGUUUUGAACUGUGAAUUGCAAUUUGCUUUUUCAUGAUCAUAUGCAUGAUGCAUCCAUGUUUGUCAC